Ilex paraguariensis (yerba mate) is the source of this 1734-nucleotide messenger RNA. NCBI's taxonomy places the organism in Eukaryota, Viridiplantae, Streptophyta, Magnoliopsida, Aquifoliales, Aquifoliaceae. The record is from the annotation of a GenBank genome assembly.
AUGGCAAACAGCAACAAUGGAACCAUUUCUCACGAUCUAAUCUCUCUCCUCUCUUCAGAAAAAAGAGACUUCGUCGUCCGCAACAAUGGCGAUCAGGUUAAAAUCAGUGAGUUGGUUGGAAAGAUAGUGGGUUUAUACUUCUCUGGCUCAAAUUGUAGACCAAGUAGUCGUUUCAAUCCACAAUUGUUGGAGGUCUAUGAAGAGCUCUCAUCUAAAGGUGACUUCCAAGUAGUCUUUAUCUCCUCUGAUAGAGAUGAUGAAUCUUUCAAUGCCUACUUUGCUGAAAUGCCAUGGCUUGCCAUUCCAUUCUCUGAUUCUGAAACACGUAAAUGCCUCGAGGAGGUGUUCAAAGUUGAGGGAACCCCUCAUCUAGUGAUUCUGGAUGGGACAGGUAAAGUUUCAAGUUCUCGAGCAGUUAAUCUAGUUCGGAACUAUGGCGCUGAGGGGUACCCUUUUACAACUGAAAGAGUUAACACUAUGAGAGAUGAAGAAGAGGCAGCUAAGAAGGAUCAAUCCUUGACAUCUAUCUUGGUUUCUAGUUCACGCGAUUUUUUGAUCUCAAAUGGUGGAAAUAAGGUUCUUGUGUCGGAGCUAGAAGGAAAGAUGGUUGGCCUGUAUUUCUCAAUUUUCCAUAAAAGCGUUGUUGAGUUUACCGCAAAACUUGUAGAUAUGUACAAGAAACUUAAGGAAAAGGGAGAGGAUUUCGAAAUUGUGUCAAUAUCUCUGGAUCAUGAGGCUAAAAGCUUCAAACAAGGUUUUGAAACAAUGCCAUGGUUAGCUUUGCCUUUCAAGGAUAAGUUGUGUGGAAAAUUAAUUCGAUACUUUGAGCUUAGAGGACUUCCUACACUGGUGGUGAUCGGUCCAGAUGGGAAAACUCUGAACCCCAAUGUGGCUGAACUCAUUGAAGAGCAUGGAGCCGAAUCCUACCCUUUCACACCUGACAAGCUUCGGGCGUUUGCUGAAAUUGAGAAGGCAAAACUUGAAGCUCAAACUCUCGAGUCCAUUUUAGUCUCUGAGGAACAAGAUUUUGUAAUCGAAAAAGGGGGUUCCAAGGUUCCGGUAUGUGAACUUGUUGGGAAGAGCAUUCUUCUCUAUUUCUCAGCUCACUGGUGUCCUCCAUGUCGUGCUUUUCUACCCAAGCUUAUGACAGCAUACCACGAGAUCAAAGCAAAGGACGAUGCAUUUGAAGUGAUUUUCAUAUCAAGUGAUCGCGAUCAACCUUCUUUUGAUGAAUUCUUUUCGACCAUGCCUUGGUUAGCCCUCCCUUUUGGGGAUGAACGAAAAGAAUCCUUGGAACGCAGAUUCCAAAUAAGAGGCAUUCCUGCUGUCAUAGCAAUUGGACCUGGUGGCCGGACAGUAACCACAAAAGCCAGGGCCCUCAUACAAACUCAUGGUGCUGAGGCCUAUCCCUUCACAGAAGAGAAUAUGAAACAAUUGGAGGAAAAGAUUGAGGAAAUGGCGAGGGGGUGGCCUGAGAAAGUGAAACAUGAGCUCCAUCCAGAGCAUGACCUCUUAAGGACUCGUCGGGACAUGUUUAUUUGCAAUGGCUGCAAGGAGAUGGGGGAUGGAUGGUCUUUCUAUUGUAGGGCUUGUGACUUUGAUCUCCAUCCAAAGUGUGCACUGAAGAAAGAUGAAGAGACAAGGGAGGAUGAUAAGGAGAAUGGUGAUCAUGGAGGAGUUGGAAAGGCAAAGGAAGGAGUGAUAUGCAAUGGAGAUGUGUGCCGUAAAGCAUGA